AAGAUGAACAUCAGUGAUAUAGAGAGAGCGAUUUUGCCCAGGACAAGCUAAUGAGAAUCUGUCAUCCGUUUUCAUGAAAAGAAAAGGAAAAUAGGAAGAGGGUUUCAGCAAGUCCUCCUCAUAGAGAGUCAUCACCUCCUUUAAUAGGAGUCCAGCAGGUGUGUUUCCCUUUCCCAGCUGCUGAGAGAGAGAGAGAAAGUGUGUAAAGGAGUGGAGAGUGAAGACUAGACACAGAAGAACUCUGCAGAGGAAAGCUGCUCGAGAGAGCUGAUAGACUGAGAUGUGGUAGCACCAGAUGUUGGAGGAUUUGGAGGAAAAAAAAUCAUUAAUGGUAAUUUUAGCAGAGAGUCUGAAAUGAUGGUAGAAUUGAGUAAACCCCACCCCCCAAAAAAGUUUCUCAAGCUUGGGACAGUUCUGCCAGCUUCACUUAUCAUUCUGGGCUGGGCUAAGUUCCCUCUCUCUUCACUAGUUCUCUUCUCUCUUUCGCCCUCUCCUUGCAUUUGAGUGUAAUGAGAGCCAUGCGGUGAGUUGUGGAUGAGAGACGUCAGAUUAAAGAAGAGUGAGAGGAGCAGGACAGAAAACACACUCACUGAGCUGCUGGGAGUUUCAGCGCUGCAUGCAAGAACGUAGAAUUGGAGUGCCGGGACUGGGGGCUGCGCUGCUCCAUUGCACUCUCUCUCUUUCUUUCUCUCUCUCUCUCUGUCUCUCUGUCCUCUGGGUCUAAACGUGCAGCAGAGGAAUUGCAGCGGCAGAUAUGAACCUCUCACUUCCCCAGACUUCACAAGCAUGUAGAACAUCAAGAUGGCAGAUGAACAUUCCAUCAUUAGGGAAAUAAAGAGAUAAGGAAGAGAGAAUAAUCCUGUGCUUUGAACUUCUGCUACCACAGGCCUAUUGAUUUUGACUGGAACACAAUGUGUUCAUGUCGCAGCCUGCACCGAUAAGGACCAGCGUGCUAAACUAUCCACACCGAAAUCAUGACUGAAGAGACUAAACAGCUCUUGGCUGCCAAAGAGCUGGAUAAUGAGUCCAAAAAACAGGAUAAGGGGGCUGUGGAGCAUAAAAGCUUAAAAAAGUCCCCUGAGCACUUUCACAAUGUGAGGCUGGAGCCACAGGCUGUGAACAAUCUUGCUAAGUUUGCAGAAAAAGAGAGAGACAACACGCAGCAACGUGAGGCUGUGAUUCGGCCACAGCAGGCUGGAAAGAUUGAUUUUAAGUCACUGCAGAAUCAUUCAUUCAAUAGCAACAGGACGUGGCCCAGUGGCAAGGACAGCCCUCAGUCGCCUAGUGGAAAGAGUCGCAAUAGAGACAAGAGUAAAAAGUCAGGAAAAGGAGAGCGUGGCAACCCGCAGCAGUUGUAUAGACUGAGUAUUACAAACCCACGCUCAAAUCCCACUAUUGGGAUAGCCUAUCCCCAGCAGAAAGUCUCACCUCCAAAGAAGAAUGAGUCCAGCAGGGGUCCUGUCUCAGGCAGCUACCGCUUCCAUGUACCAAGUAUUCCAGAGCGAGAGGCUGAACUGCAGCAGGAAGAACUACAGUUCAGAUGCUUCCAGGAGGGCUCGCCUAACCUUACUUCCCAAACCUAUACCUCACAGGCUGUUGGUGUCCCCUCUGGAGGACCUGCUCACCAAAAUCCACCACAACUGCUACAGAAGCCCAGCCCAAUCGAGAGCAAUAGCACACAACCUGCCAAUGAAACUUUAUUCCCUGACUUUCAACUGAGCGAAACCGACACAUGGCAGUCUUCAGAUAGGACUUUUAGAAACAAUAGUUUUAGUCUUAAUUCACAAAAGUCAAACAACCUUGUGGACUUGAACAAAUCCAAUGCUAGUUUUAUGCCCAUGCCAUUUCAGUACGGAUACCCAUUGUUAGAGGAGUCAGCCUCUGAUUCCUUUCCCUGUGAUCGAAAUGCACAAGAUUACAUUGAUGUUUCUCGUAAUUCAUUUUCCUUUCCAUCCUCUGCAGAGGGACAUGAGGCCAUGAAAAGUAAUGUACAGUUUGGUAAUGAUCAGGUAGAGGACAGGCAGUCCUACCAGUUACACCCUAAACCACCCCAGUACAUACAGACACAACAUAGUGUGUCAUCAUCUGUUCCUAGCAAUGAUGAGAGCUCAGUAUCAAACACUCACCAAUCAGAGCAGAGUAAAAGUGUUUCAGAUAAAUCUGAUUCUUUUAGUACAGUAGACAACAGGGACACAGGCUUUGCGGUAGUGGGCAAGAGAGGCUGCCAUCUUAAAAAUGGCACCACCAGCCAGAGAGUUCUUAUUCAAGGCAGUGUUCAUCAUAUUAGGAAUAUUGCACAAGGUUCCAGUUCCCAAAUACAUGUAAUUAGCCCUCCACAUAAUGGUAUUCACGUCAGCCCAGGGCCUCUUGAUAAAAGUGUAAGUAAACACCAUGUCAGGGUAUCACACCCAUGGGAAGGACCAAACAAAGCCUUUCCACCACCACUCAUAGACCAGACUUCUACACCUUACCCCUUUCAGUACCAAUCAGCACCAGAACAGAGACCAAACAGCAAUAAUGGCCAUAUGCCUUGGCAGCAGAUACGCUUCACAACUGCCAUGCCAAACCAAAACAGGACUGAUCUCUCCAGGCAACUGAGCAAUCAACAGCUUGCUUUUCUGAUAGGCCCAUCAGACUGGCAAGAUAAUAAGCCACACAAAAACAGCAACCAGAAAGAUUCUAAUAAUUUUCUCAACAAAAAUACAAAUGAGGGCUUCUCAAACCAAAGGCAGGACAGUAUCAAGCAAGGCUGCAACACAAUUCCACCCUGUCAUUUUACAAACAAGGCAGAUACAAAUCAAGGUCAGGUGGUUGAUGCCAAGAAUAAGUCAUUAUACUUUGGUAUUAACCACUCAGUGCCAGUGACAUCAUCAAGAAACUGUAGCUACCCUCCGUUACAUGUAGCACCCUUAGGACUGAAAAUGGUGUCACCAUAUGACUCUCCUUCACAUUCGCCUACUCAAAAUCCAGCAUCUAGCAGUACAUGUUCAUCACUCUCCCCAGCCUCCACAAACUCUGUCAACAGUAACUCUGAUGACAGCCAGAGUUCAAAGGUUCUGUCCCCUCAGUUUUAUCAGCAGCAACAGGAUAAGGCAUUGAUAUCAUCUAGUAGCAUGAACACCAACCAGCAUCACUACCAUCCAGAAGCAUCCAGAGGCUUGCACUAUGAACAAGAAAAAACCAAAGAGAACAUUGCAAGUUUCAUGCCACAUAACAGGCAUUCAAAGUCCAACAUGGACAAUGGUAAAGGUUGUCUGGAGACCUACAGAACAGAAAACCAUCCCCCACCUCCAUAUUCUGCCCACCAACUCGCCACUUCAUUAGUCUCAGCAAACCUUGACCAACUGGAUGUGCUUUUGACAUGCAAGCAAUGUGAUCAGAAUUUUAAUAACCUUGUCUCCUUUCUUGACCAUAAGCAAUACUGUGGACAGCAUACAUUUGCACAAAAUGAUUUUAAAGAUGUGCCAAAAGUGGAAGACAUAAGGAAGUUUCAGACGGACCAGACAAAAGCCAUGUCAUCUGGAUCCAGUUACACAGUUUUGCGGAGCUCUUCAGAUUUGCAUCUGUCUCUGCUUGGACUAAACAAGAAUGGGGAAAUAGUGCCAGAUAAUGAAACCAAAGGAGAUAUAAAAGAUGAUCCAAUGAAACUGAUGCUACCGUCUGCACCCCUGCCAGAUUUAGAAAUGGAAGAUCCCAAAUUGGAUAGCCUUAUCACCGAGGCUUUGAAUGGACUAGGCUAUCAGUCAGACAAUGCAGAGAUUGACAGCAGCUUUAUUGAUGCAUUUGUUGAUGAUGAUCUCACCACUACUAAAUGCACAUCAACAAGACAGACUUUGACUACCAAAGACUGCACAACAUUUGAAGGUAGAACAAACAAUGAAGCAACAUCCAGUGAGGGAUCUCAAGCUCACAGCAAAUAUCCUUUUGAGUCAGACUUAGACAGCCUUAGUUCAGACAGCAAACUCACAGACAGCUCUUUCAAAGAAAACCAACAUGAGUUGAUACAGAAGGAAGUCCUCAAAGCAGAAACCUCUUCAACAGAGUCCCAGUCACAGGAGUCGAACUGCACACAAAUUGAUUGGGAAACAAGAAAGUCAGAGCAAAGAGAAGAGGAAAAUGAUUACAGUUCUAAGUUUCUUCUAUCAAGGAAGUUUUCUGCAAGAUGUGGACUUAAAAGCUUGCAGAGUAGCACAGCAUUAGUUAAAACAACAUCCACCUGUGCCAGUAAAAGUCCAACAGCUCAGAAACCAGUACCAACAGAAGGAAAAAGGAAGAGGACAGGUGGUGGAAGUUGGAGUAAAGAGCUUAUUCACAAAAUUGUUCAACAAAAGAACAAGUUGCAUAAACUCCAUGUGAAGGGCACCAAAAACAUGCAGUUUUCACUUGUGAUGGAGAGAGUUACUCCUGCAGUGCAGAACCCUACUUUCAGGGAGUAUGAUUAUGUUUCUGACUCAGAUGACGACUGUGAGCCUGUGAAGAUAGCCAGUCAGGGACGUCUCAGCCAGAGCAUUCGUUGCAAGUACACAUACACUAAAGAGUGCAAGGGGAGGAUUCGUGCUGACAAGAGCCGGGAAAGUUCAUGGAAACAAAACGGAAAUGAGUGCUUUGAUCCCAAGAAAGCUUUGGAUGUCUCUCCAUCCUUGAUGAAAGACAACCCUGGCCACCAAAGGCUCAGAAGACGGAGCAGUAGGUCUUCCACAAGCAGUGAACUGAGCACAUCAAUAAGUAUAUGCAGCGACAGCAUUGGCAGCCCGAAAAGUACUGAUCAAACAGAUUCUGACUCUGAGAAACGAACAGAAGUACAGAGAAAAGAUCAAGACUCUCUUGCACAGAAUGCAUAUGAAGAAUCACCAGCAAGGAUACGGAAAGAGUCUAGUACAUCACUGGCUUUGACCUUCACAAAAAAUACAAAAAGGUACAGCACUGAUAAGAUACUACUCACCGAGCACAAGGAUCGGUUCACUACUUCAAAAUGUUCAAGCAUUAUCUGUAAGACUGAAGAGACCGCAUCAGAGCAUACAAUGACUAAAAGUACUGUAAGCCUUGCCAGAUUCAAAACCACCAGAGUGGAAAUAGAGGAAAAAGGGGACCACUACGGUUUUGAGGCAGGAAUUCUUGCAACCACAGAAGAGCCAUUCAAAAAAGAUUACCCAAAAAAUAUCACAUCACCAAGAGGGUCUGGUAUAAAACCAAAUCCAGUGGAAACCACCAACAAUAGAGAUUCUAGCCAUGUUUUAAAACUACAAAAAGAUGCUGUCACAUCAAAGGAUAAAUCCCACAAGAAAACAACAAGUAGUUCUGAAUUUUCAGCACCCUUUUUUGAGAAAGCCUGCAAUGACAGCAUAUCAAAUGAUGAAGCCAGCAGAAGCUCAAAUGAUCUGUUCCCUGACCCUGCACCUCUUUGCAGUUCACUUGUGGACAAAGUCUGUUUAUCACCUUCAAAAGUCCACGAUGCUACAGCACAAAAGAAUGGACAAUGUCUCAUUCCCUAUUCUUCAGAACAUGACCAGAGUCUAAUAAAGUCACCCCUUUCUUUUGACACAACGUCAAUGUUUGGUGACCUUUCAGUGGGAGGUUUUGAGAACAAUCUUUAUCCAGAUAUUCAGCUUGCCAAAGAGAGCUUUAGUCCUCUGGAAACCACAACAGAUAAAAAGGAACUAUUUGAGUCAUCAUUCUCACCAUUCUUAGAGCAAAGAGACUGGAAUCUGAUGGUUGAUGUUACUCCUGUGCUACCAGAUGAGAUUUCUCAGUACAAAGAGGACUCAGACUCAAAUGAGAAUAAGACCAAUUUUAACCAUGUCCCAUUUGCUUUACCAGAGAAAUUAAUGGACUACAAUCCAAAUCUCAACAGUAGCGUGUCAGUUGAUGAUCUGGAAAUAAAAAGGAUAGUUACAGAGCUUGAGAGUCAGCUGCAAACAGCCAAGCUCAGCAGCCCUCCACCAUUAGACAGUGAGCUGCCAAAACCGUUAACCAUGAGCAAAUUCUCUCCACUGAGACUUGACCCUGACAGUGAAGAAGAGGAUAGUAGCUUAGAGAUGAACUGUUCCUCAGAGAAUCUGCAAAUUGCCAGACAAGUAGACUCACAAUCAGAGCUGUUCUCAGAACCUGACUUACCAUGGUCUAGUCCGCUCCCAUUUGGAUUGAUGUGUGGACAGCAAGGUCUUCACACGCCAAUGCAUCCCUCUACUACCAACACACCAACUGAUUCAGAACAUGACCAUUUGGAUGCAAAGGAUGGCAUGGGGCUCACCGUUUUGAACACAGAAAACGGUUCACCUACACAUCUAAAGGGCAAAACAGAGAAGAAUGACUGCUUAGACAAGUCAGAAGAGAUGCUUGAACAUGAAAUUUACACAGAAAAUCUGAUGAAGAGCUUGGAAGUGAUCUCAGAUUCUUUGUCUUCAGGUUUUACAUCACCUCAGUCAUCUCCUAAUCAAGAGAGUGUGGUUCCUGAGGAACAUGACAAACAAGACCAUGAACACUCUAAACAAAAAGAGUCUGAGCAUAUGGAAUCUAGAAACACAGAAGCAGAGCUCACAAAGUUCUCGGUGGAGACAAGCACAUUUAACACAAGCACAGCUAAAUUAGAAGAGACAACCAGUGACAUUUCUGGGUCAGGCAACAGAACAAAAGUCAGCCUAAAUGAGACUAGUAAUGACACUCUUCACAAUGAAUUAGUAGCUAAUGAACAACAGCUUGCUGAGAGUUCCUUUGAGAGUCCACAAACUACAUACUGCAUGAACUCAAAAGAAAUCGACUCAAAGAAACCUGAGUGUGAUACACAGUUUGGUAUUAAAGACUCAAAUUAUGCUAUCCAAAAUCCAGACUUCUCCAAAAUAUUCCACUUCUCAGCAUCCCCCACCAUACCAAAAGAUGACAACAUCCUGUGUGUGGGAAAAACACAGAAAUUUGAUGAAGAUUCAGCUCUAAUUGCAAAUCCAGAAUUAAUUUCUGAAGACAAUGGACAUGCAUCUGACAAAACAGGUGGAACAACAGACUGUCUGUCUAAGACAGACAUCCAACAGCCCAUUUCAAACAUCAAGUCUCCUCAUUGUGAAGACCACUUAUCAACCCAUUCACAAUUAAAUAAUACACAACAGGUGGUUUCUCCUAAACAUCUUCCCGUAGCUCAAGAUGAUCAUGAAUGCACAGCCAAUGUGGAGAGAGCAAUGCCUGAUAUGACAUUGUUUUCUGAGCAAUCAGAAUGUGGAGCGAAUCAACAAAAGAACACAGAGCAGAGUUCUAAGCUUCUUAUUUUGAAUCAAGCACCAGAGUUUUCCUACAACUCUAUCCAAAGUCCAUCUGAGCUGAAAGAUAAUGGUCCACUACCAAGUACAGUUACCCCAGCACUGAGUAAAAACAGACCAGUCCUGGAAGACAAGAACUCAGAUCAAAUAAAUAUUGGCAAGUCACAUAUUUUUGAUCCAGCAACAACAGAAUUAGAUCAUUCAUUUAAUCCCCAUCUGGAUUUAGUAGAAAUCACAGAGAGUAACAUUUCUAGCCCUGGAACACUGUUGACUGUGGACAAAAUCUCAAAACAACCUUUUUCUGAGAAUUCUGGGGCAUUGGAUGACUCUCAAGAUACAGGUGCACUGUAUGAUUUGAAACUCAGCCCCCUAAACUACAAUGAAACAAGUUUCAGUGACUACAACUUCACCUCUAAAUGUUUAAACAAAGAACAGCCUGAUGUAAAAUCAAACUCCACAGACAGUUACAUUCUCAAUGUCUGUGCCUUUUCUCUUGAUGAGCCAUCAUCAUCCGCCCCAACAUAUAAUGCAAAUGAACAAGAGCCAAAUAUUCAGGGCCACUUGACUGGACUUGAUAUACCCGAAACCUCUAUAAAUAACAACGACAAUGAUAUAAAAUAUUCCUGCAGUAAUUAUGUUGAGGAAGGCCGCAGAAUUGACUCUGAACAAGUCUUAAAACUUAACCAAACUGACAUGAAUGGUAGUCACCUUCCACCUGAAACUGUUGAUUACAUGGAUUUGCACCUCAAAUUUCACAAGAAAGCAGAUUCUGCAAAGCUACACCACCAGAUGAUCAGCAGUGAAAAUGAUACAAUGCAGAGGUCAACAAUGUUAGACAUCAAGGAGAUACCUAAUCCUCUGAUACACUAUGCAAAAGCAGCAUCCAUGGGUCUUACAUUCACAUCUGUCCAAAAUGAAGGACCAAGUCCAAAUGAGAAAAAAACAUCUCCAAAAAAAGGUGGUACACAGAAUGCAGUUCAAGGAAAAUUUCAGUGUGAAAUAUGUGCAAUGUUCUUUCGCACACAACCUGGACUUAAAAGACAUAAAGCCAUGAAGCAUGUAGUAAAGACUGAAGGAAUUUCUCCCAUUGAAAAUCUAAAUAUGAGCAGUCAAAUGUUCAUGCCCAUUUUAAUGCCACACCCAACUGAAAAAGCACUGAAAGGUUGCAUGGAUGUUAUAAGUCCAGGAGUUCUUUCACAUUCAAACAGAAGUGAAAUCUCAGAUGGACAAGGACAGCAAGCAGAUCCACAUUUGAUCUUUCAAGGGAUUCCAAGUGAUUCUGAUGUGUCAACGAUCCCAGAAAGUUGUAAUAUUGAUCAGACGACAACUCUAAAUGAAAAAGCAAAUAACAGGAACACCACUGUGGACAUGAGCAGUGAAAUGUUUGCUCCAAAACUGGUAAAGCAAGACACUUUUUCAGAUGAAAUACUCAGCACUCUUAAAACAGAUAUAUUGCAGGCUAUCUCUCCAGAUUUUGCCUCAAUGGUACAACAAAACUGUCCUAAGUCACCUGAAAAACAGGUACCAAAUAGCAGUCACAGCUAUCAUGAAGUCGGUGUGAGGGAGGAACAUAAGAGCAUGGUAGUAACUAUCAGCUGUGAAGAGCAAAAGGAAGAAACAUCUUCUUCCAUAGGGCAUUCUAUAUUGCAUAAGAAAGGAGACACAUAUGAUAUUGAAGAUGUUGUGACAAAGUAUUGUGCUAUUACCCCAAAAUAUGUUCAGACAGAAGAUGUCCACUAUCCACUUGGGGAUUCUUCUGUGGCCAUCAAGUGUGAGAACAUCUGUUCUCCUGCAGAAGACAGUCAUCCACUUACUGGUACUUUAGGAAUAGGACCUGAUCUCAAGGCUUUCUUUGAUGACGAAAGCACUUUUUCUCAAUUAUUCCCAAGAAAUGAUGACAGGAAAAGAAAGAAAUGUGCAAGGGUCUAUGGCAAAAGCAACAAAAAGCAAAAACUGUCCUGUUUAAUUUUAGACUGCCCUCCUACUGGUGCCUUUAUUGAUAAGGAUGAGGAGUCUAAAGAAAAUAAGUUUAGCAGUGUCACAAAUGACCCUUGUGAAUACGAAACCAUUGAGAUAACUCCCAAAAGCUUAUUAAACUCUUCUAAAGAGAAUGCAUGUCAUUCAAAAGAUGACCUAAUGGAUGACCUAAAGCUACAAGCCGGUUACGAGGAAAAUGUAGAAACUGGCAUAAAAGUAUUUUUAUGGGAAAAAGAGGGCACAAUUAGACAGCCCUUAGAGCAUCAGGAUGAUUCGCAUGACUGCAUUGUGCCAGAGAACACAUUUCCUCUGGAAGAUUGUAAAUCAGUGGUUCCUGCUACAGCCGGCCCUCUCCAAAUGGUCUGUGUUCAAGAAAAUGGCUCUUGUUCGCCAAGCAAUGAGGUACCAAACUUUAACACGACAAUUCAGCUUCCUGUACCAUUUUUUGAGCCUGAGAGAGAGAUGACUUUGGUUGAGACUAUUACAAGCACAGAACAGAAGGGCCCUGAAAGACUUUGCAAAAAGCCUGUGGAGCGGAAAUGUAGGAAACGCAUUGAACCUGGACUCAAACCUAAGCAUAAGCAGUACAAAUGCAAAGUGUGCUUCACAUGGUUUCUCACCUUAGGUGAGCUCGACUUCCACAAGCUCUCUCACAAUCCAUCACCUCCCCCAACUUGCUAUAUGUGUGUCCAACGCAAGUUUAGCUCACGGGAACAACUUAGGGACCAUCUCAGGGAGAAACACGCCAAAAACAAAGCAGGUGUUUGGGCUUGUGGCAUGUGCUUGAAAGAAAUUUCAGAUGUCUGGAUGUACAAUGAACACUUGCGUGAGCAUGCCACACAGUUUGCACGCAGGGGCCAGUCUCAGAGCUCCCUUUUGGACAUGCCUGGGUGUUUCAUGCAGGAAAAUGCUGUGAAGAACUUCAUAUCUUCAAUAAUGCAGCAUCGACCCAUCAGAGCUACAAAAGGAGACAACCUUAAAUCAUCAUCUAAGGAAGAGAAACAAACUUCUUUAGAUGUUAAUGGACAAGAGUUGAAGUCUUCAGAGGAGUUUGAUUCCACAAGUCUGAAGACUAAAACAAGUAUUGGGGGCGGAAGUAAACACUGUGCGCUGACCACACUUGAGGUUCUACCUAAAGCAGAGACGCCUUCCAAAAAUGCUGAAAUGCAUCCUAAUUGCAAAGACCCUUCAAGGGACUGUCACCACUGUGGCAAGCAGUUUCCAAAACCCUUUAAGCUCCAGCGUCACUUAGUGGUUCACAGCUUGCAAAAGAUUUUCCUUUGUCACAAAUGUCCAGUGUCCUACCAAGAGGCAAAGGAGCUUAAAGAUCACCUUAAAAAUGAUCAUGAGGAGACAGAUGAGCCAGACUCAAAACAUACCACACUGUAUACUUGUGAACUCUGUGCCGAUGUCAUGCAUGUAAUUAAGAAGUCCUUCAUCUGCAGUACCUGCAACUACACGUUUUCCAAAAAGGAACAGUUUGAUCGUCACAUGGAGAAACACCUUGCUGGAGGGAACAAGAUCUUCAAAUUCAGGGGAGUCAUGAGACCUUGCAAGCAUUUUAAUUCAAAAGAUGAUAUAUCUGAUAUUCCACCAAGCAAGAAAAGGAAGGCAACGGAGAGCAGCUUAGACAUGACAGCAUCACACAUGCAAGGCAUCACAUCAGUGUUGCCAAUCAUAGAAGACACUGCACAGAAUAGCGUGGAGGACCAUUCUACUGAAACACACAAUGCCAGUGUGAAAACUGAAGAUGUAGCUGAGGACUUCCCUGAAGUUGCCAAGGACAUUAUAGAGUGUACAGUGCAAACAGAUUCUGCAGAACAGAGUCUUUCAUCAACAGAGCUGAAGGAAGAGGAUGAAAGCUCUUCUCCAUCUCAUAAAAUCCAAGCAGAUGAGCCCAGGGAAAUCUGUGCAAUUGACAAAGAAGCUCUGACAGAGAUUUGUGACGUUAAAAUAGAAGAUGACUGUUGCACAAUUCCAACAACAUUGUUAGAUUCAGAGAUUAACACUGACAUAAUUUCCAGACAAAACGAAUACAGGGUGGAGAUGAACCCUUCAGCAAGCCUUGAAAAUGCAAGUAAACAAGAGGAAAUAACAGACUCAAGUGUAUGCACCAUUCAAGUAUGCGGUCAAACAGACGUAAGUUUAUCAAAGCAAGACAUGCAAGGUCUCUCAUCUUGCAGUGACUUUGAACUCUCAUCUGUGAAGCAGUCUUUAAAUGAGACAAGCAACUUGAAGCAGGAUCAAACAAUUGAGACUUUAUUAUACACUCAUGACAGUGAACAGCCAACUGCUGGCCAGGCUAAGCACAUAACUAUGGUCAAAUCUGAGGAAACUUUGAAACAUAGUCUUGAAAAUAACCCAAGGUGUCUUAGUAUCACUGAUUCUGCACGUCACAACAACAUCUCUAAAACAUGUGAAGAAAAGGACUCGACCAAACAACAAAAGAAGAGGAAAGAACUUAAGACACCUCACAGCUCUCAGAGAACACCAUCUCCAACUGCAAGGGAAAAUUUGGGCAUUGACCCAAGAGUCAAAAAGAAGUUCAGACCUAGCAGGUGUGAAAAUAUUGAUGGUCAAAGGAAAACCGAUCUUCCCAAUGACUAUCCAGUGCUUACAUCAGUAAAGGAUGACACAGUCAGCAACAAAAUAAUCUCCAAGCAUAAAAUAGGAUCUUCUAAUCUGGGUCUUCACCUAAAAAAAGGUUCUGUAGAUUUCACACAAAACAAGGUUGAGAUUGUACGUCACUUCAACGGAGAUUGCAAAGGGAAAAAGAGCAUUCCAAGGAGACCCAUCCAUUCCCCUUCUUCCAGGGUCUCAAACCUGAACAAUUCAUUUAAUAAAUCACGGUCCAAGCCAGGUGUCAGAUCCAUAGAGACUCACUCAUAUCGUACUGCAGAGUCACAAAACAACCUCCUCAGCCAGCUGUUUGGCCAAAGACUAACUAGUUUUAAAAUUCCUUUAAGGAAGGACACUUCUGAAUCUAUUAAUUAAGGAUUAAAUGGAUGCUAUUAACAAGGAGGUAAUUAAAUGAUCCACUAGGCAUGUUAUUAAGGCAGUUUAUUCAUGAGACUAGGAUUGUAUGCCCCUCCUCUGUGAAAUCAUUUAACUCCUUGUUUGGUCACUUUAUUGCAUUCCUCUUGUAAAUGUGUAUUUACAUGUAUGUGAAGACCAACAAAAAAUGUAUGAAUAUAGGAUGAAUUUGUUGGUUACAACUUAGUUUAUUUUCUCUAUUUUAUAGUGGAGCAUUAUCCCUAAGAGAGUGUAUUUCAUCAACAACAAAGAAAGGUUUUUGGAAAAUAAUUUACUUGAAAUUGAACUGAGAAUAUUUGAGUUCCAAAUAAUGCAUGACACUUUUACAUUACAUGUUCUUAGAUGUUUUCCUAACAACAGGACCAAAAGACAUCCUAAGUCUGGAUCAUGUCAAUGUGCCUAUUUUAUAUGCUUCAGAGAAUUACUCUUUCAUACUCUUUUACUUUACUGUAUUGCGAAGACAAUCAUAAGUAUUAGCUUUUGUAUCACUAAUUGGUGCUAUUUUAUUAUUAUUAUUAUUAUUAUUUGUGUAAUGUGAACACAAAGUCUUAUAACUGAAGGGAACAUGUAGCAAUUACAGUCAUCAUUGCUGGUACUCAACAGUUUUAGAGUAAAUGACACAAAAAUACUGUGCAAGAUCAAUCAAAAAGAAAGGGUUCACUUGUGUCUUAAUUUGAUGUGUUCAGAGGAGGGCACGGGAAAAGCCUUUUCCAAAACUGAAUUUAGUUUAAUUUCAUCUAUAAUAUGAACUCAGGUGCUAUUAUUGCGCAUGAAACCCUUAGGAAUUAUUCCCAUGCACUGAUGUUACCAUACAAAAACCCCACACAUGAUCUAUAAUGUCCCCCAGUUCUUUAAUUAUUACUAUUUACUAGAACAAAAGGUGCUUUGUCAUGUUUAUAUGUAUCUUAUAUUGUAUAAUAUUGUAGGUUGAUCUAUUCCAGUGCAAUGCAUAAUUUCAAAGUUCUAUUUUAAUAAUGUGCAAAAGAUGAAGAGAAAAAGGAAAAUACAAAGCCUACUGAAGGCUUAUGAGUGGAUCACAAAGUGCAUCAUAUAAACUUGGUUAUUAAAAAAAGUAUUUGCAUUAAA
This is a messenger RNA of Cyprinus carpio (common carp), 13343 nucleotides long. RefSeq lists its product as uncharacterized. NCBI's taxonomy places the organism in Eukaryota, Metazoa, Chordata, Actinopteri, Cypriniformes, Cyprinidae. The record is from RefSeq and is a predicted model, not a curated record.